Messenger RNA from Arachis stenosperma, 689 nucleotides. Its product is annotated as non-specific lipid-transfer protein 1-like. Bases 84 to 440 code for a protein of 118 amino acids. Gene Ontology annotation, molecular function: lipid binding. The record is from RefSeq and is a predicted model, not a curated record. Gene Ontology annotation, cellular component: membrane. NCBI's taxonomy places the organism in Eukaryota, Viridiplantae, Streptophyta, Magnoliopsida, Fabales, Fabaceae. The transcript is spliced from 2 exons. Gene Ontology annotation, biological process: lipid transport.
ACAAUUUCCAAUUAAGUAUCCACAACACCAAAGUAAAGCAAUUAUAUUGCAUUGUUGCAUUAAGGCAUCUUACUUUUAGUAACAUGGCCAGCAUCAAGGUUGUUGCAUGUGUGUUUAUGGUUUGUAUGGCCAUUGUGGGUGCACCAAUAGUCCAUGCUGCCAUCUCAUGUGGUCAAGUUAACUCUGCCCUAUCACCAUGCAUCCCAUACCUUACAAAGGGUGGACCAGUUUCUCCGGGGUGUUGCAGCGGCGUUAAGAGCCUUCUUGCGGCCGCCAAAACCACCCCUGACCGCCAAGCUGCAUGCAACUGCCUGAAAACCGCGGCAGGCUCCAUUCGCGGCCUUAUCGUCGCGAAUGCCGAGUCUCUUCCCGGAAAAUGUGGUGUUAGCAUCCCUUACAAGAUUAGCACCUCCACCAACUGCGCCACCAUCAAGUUCUGAAGAAUAAUGGAUGUGGUGGAAGAGAAAGAGGAUAACAUACAUAGCCAGUUUCUAGUAGCUUUAGUUUUCAGAUAUUUAAUAAGAAUAAAGGAACGCAAGAAGUGUUUCACUUAUGAGAGUAUACUCUUGUGUUUCCCUUUGUUUCAUGACACUUGGCUCUAGUUAUCUUUGUGUGUGUAUCUCAGUUGGUUGUUGAAUACUUGAAUGUAUUAAUAACCUACAUAAGUAUAUAUAUUAAUUCCACUUUAA